AUGAAAUUUCACUUCUCUGACACUCCACCAUCACAAUUAUGUGCUGAUUUUCAAACUAUUCAAAAAAUCGAUCGGGAUACUUUCACACAAUUAAUAAUUGCCAGUGUUAAACUGAUAUCAGGAGAAUUGGAAUUAUCGUCAGUGUCCCAAUUAUAUGAAGCUUUAGAUCCACUCUCGGAACCAUCAGGAUUAUCUACACAAAAAUUAGCUAAUUUAAUUAGAAGUAUUACUCUCUUCUUACAAGGUGUUUUAGGAAAGAAUUUAAAACCAGAAUUUAUUGAACAAGAUGCUAAAAAUCUUGGAUUGGAUGAUGAAAAAUCGGCAGUAAUUUGUCAAUUGAUGAAAAAGUAUUUUGUUGCCCUGAGUCGUGGUAUUUUCUCUCAAACUCUUUCUAUUCAUCCAUUAUUGGAUAUGGAUUGGAAAUUCGGUGUAACAGCCUCUAGUAGUGAAUUGGAUGAAGUUGGUUCAACAUUCUUACAAUUGAAACUCACUAUUGAUGAUGGAGGUAAAAGAGAUGUUUUUGUUGAAAUGUCACUCCAACAAUUUUAUGACUUUUUGCAUGAAAUGGAAAAGGCUCAAUCAUCGUAA
Naegleria gruberi is the source of this 588-nucleotide messenger RNA. RefSeq lists its product as uncharacterized. Gene Ontology annotation, molecular function: NF-kappaB binding. Gene Ontology annotation, biological process: negative regulation of DNA-templated transcription; tumor necrosis factor-mediated signaling pathway. The record is from RefSeq and is a predicted model, not a curated record. The transcript has a single exon. Bases 1 to 588 code for a protein of 195 amino acids. Lineage: Eukaryota; Heterolobosea; Eutetramitea; Acrasida; Naegleriidae.